AUUCCCGUUUCUUCUUCCCAACGUCAUCACUCAUCCUCGCGCCUCCACGAUGGUUUUGUAGCUUAGCUAGCCUGCGGGUAGAGAAACGUUGAACCGUUCACCUGAGAAGCCGGGAGCUUCCUCGUCCGCUCCGCCGUGUUCACCGCACCGGGAGAUAAACCAGAGACUCGGGGGGAAAGGAGGAGUUUGCUGGAGAAAAGAAGUGUUUAGUCGGGCGUGGUGGCAAGAAAACGGAAUAGUUUUUUUCUUCCCACCCUACAAACUUCAAAGUAGCAUAUACAAUGUCGCUGUCGGUUCCACAGAACGGAAUAAAGGCGGACAACGAACCCAUUAUCGAGCUUUUUGUUAAGGCUGGAAGCGAUGGCGAGAGCAUCGGGAACUGCCCCUUCUCUCAGAGGCUCUUCAUGAUAUUGUGGCUGAAAGGAGUCGUCUUCAAUGUUACUACAGUGGACCUUAAGAGGAAGCCUGCAGACCUCCAGAACCUGGCUCCUGGCACACACCCGCCCUUCAUCACCUUUAACGGUGAGGUCAAAACUGAUGUCAACAAGAUUGAGGAGUUUCUUGAAGAUGUCCUCUGCCCACCCAAGUUUAUUAAACUUGGUGCAAGACACCCCGAGUCAAACACCGCCGGUAUGGACAUCUUUGCCAAGUUUUCCGCAUUCAUCAAGAACUCCAAGCCCGAUGCAAAUGAAGCUCUGGAGCGUGGGCUCCUGAAGACCCUGCAGAAGCUAGAUGAGUAUCUCCGCACCCCGCUUCCGGACGAGAUCGACCACAACAGUAUAGAGGACGUGAAGGUUUCAGGCCGCAAAUUCCUGGACGGAGAUGAGAUGACCCUGGCCGACUGCAACCUGUUGCCUAAGCUCCACAUAGUUAAGGUUGUGGCCAGAAAAUACAGAGGCUUCGACAUCCCCAAAGAAAUGACGGCCAUCUGGAAGUACCUUAACAACGCCUACACACGGGAAGAGUUUAUCAACACCUGCCCCAGUGACAAGGAGAUCGAAAUCGCUUACGCAGAUGUGGCCAAGAGGCUUGUCAAAUAAGCCCUGGUCCUGACCCUUCACCCCUAACCCCGCUUCACUUCCUCUCACUCUGUCGUCCUCAGCGCAGGGACUGAUGUGCUUCUUCGUGUGUUCUUUCCUCCGUUGGUUCUCCUCAACUGUUUCAUCGUGUUCAAGGCUGUGAGAGUGCUGGAGCCUAUCCUGUCUGUCUUGGGCUCAGACGUGGGAUGUGCCCUACAAAGGUCAUUUGUUGCUCUACGAGAAAGGAAGUUGGACUAACCCUAAACUUCUUCCCUCCGGUUCUAUGAAGGUCCCUCGAGUAAAAUCGGCAGAGAUCCCCCGUAUUCAUCUUUUCAUGGUUAACUGUUUUUGUUCUCAAAAGUGCGGAUGGAUGAGUGACAGAAGCCGCCAAACACUCUAUCAGAGCUUAUCCAGAAUGUGCUCCCGCUCAAGUGACCUUCUAGCUGACUCUGCAUGCAGGGAAAUGUCACAAGCUGCUUUAAGUUGAAGUUGGAUAAAAACUGUAGCGUGGGUAAACUAUCACGCGAACACUGAAAAGCUUGUUUUAUUUUGUCUUUUAGCUCAUGAAGACACGUAAACAGUGUUGAAGCUCCAGUGUUUCUGGCUCAAAUAUUUGACAGGGUUAUGCAGAAGCUAAAGGUAGUCCAAACCUGAGCAUCAGUAAGCUUUAGUUUUUUUGUUGAGCUGUUUAUUAAAAAAAAAAAUCAAAAAACUUUUAUUGCAGGUAGAGCUACCUGAUAUUCAAACUCGAUGUCUUGUAGCCGCAGAUGGACUAAAAUGAAGUGGUUUAGCUCAGUGAAACUGAAGGAGAUUCCUGCAGAACUAUGACCUCUCAGGAAGAAUUAAACCUGAGUUCCAUGAAGAUAUCAAACCAUAUGUAGCUUGUUUUAGUCAUGAUGGCCUUUUGUUAUCACCACAUUGCCAAUAUUUUCAUCUAAAAAAGAGUUUUGUCUCUUUAAUGCUGAUUGUAGCUCCACUUCUACAUCUUGAACCAAAAAGGGGCUCAUUAUUCUGGACACUGUGGAUUUACUGGCGCUGACUAGUGAAGGUGAACACCACAUACGUGUUUGAGGGACACGUCCAGGGACCAUGAAGUGCAAACAAUAUUUAUGACUAUAUGAAAACAAAACUGUUUCUAAUUUCUCGUUGGUUCAUAGUCUGACCUGAGGUAGCGAAUAUGUUACUGUAGCUCCAGGAGUGCAUUAGUGCAGAUCAAACAAAAUCUGUCUUCAACAUUGGAAUCUGAUACAAAGGAACUGUAAAUAUUUUUUCUUUCAUUGUUCGGAUUUUCAGUAUGUAAAUUUAAAACCAGUCAUCUAUACUGAGGAGAAAAAAAGAGAGAAAAAAUGGGCCACUUUUUUUUUGCCUGCUUGGAUUUGAACUCCAGCUGAAACGAUUCCUCUUUGCCUUACUUGUUUUUCUCUGCAGGAUGUUUUUUGCAGGACGGAUUAUUUUAGUGAUCAUUUCAUGGCAAUGUUUGGCAUUGUAUGAAGAUGAUGUCCAAGUUAGUUCAUGGCUUUUUUUUAACAAUAAUACUGACUGAAUUAAAAUAAACUUCAUAUCAACACA
Molecule: messenger RNA, 2588 nt
Organism: Oryzias latipes (Japanese medaka)
Lineage: Eukaryota; Metazoa; Chordata; Actinopteri; Beloniformes; Adrianichthyidae
Gene: clic4
Product: chloride intracellular channel 4
Source: RefSeq, a predicted model, not a curated record